Molecule: messenger RNA, 2435 nt
Organism: Micropterus salmoides (largemouth bass)
Lineage: Eukaryota; Metazoa; Chordata; Actinopteri; Centrarchiformes; Centrarchidae
Product: polymeric immunoglobulin receptor-like
Exons: 9
Coding region: 241-1704 (487 amino acids)
Cellular component (GO): plasma membrane
Molecular function (GO): transmembrane signaling receptor activity
Source: RefSeq, a predicted model, not a curated record
UGUGAACAAGCCUCACUUAAACAGAGUGGAUCACCGGCAAUCUGCUGGGACUGACAGUAUUAAUGCUCAUAAUAUACAAAACCAAAGUGAAAGGAAGAGGAAGAAGAUUAGAAGUUGUGAUGGUUCACAUCUCAGGAAACGGUCGGUGUAGAAACCUCUGAUCAACCAACCAUUGAAAAGAGGAACUGACAAAACCAACUGGAGUUCAACCGAGGAUUUUUCGCAUCCAAGAUCAACAAAAUGAGGAGCUUUCUUCUUCUUCUUCUCUCACUGAUGAAAGGUUGUGAGGCCUGGUCUACAGUGAAAGGAUGUCCAACAGGAUGGGUUGAAUUCACCUGCAAAUAUACAGAGACGAACAGAAACUUUCAAUUUAUUGAUGUAGUUACUCCCAAAGAAACCAUAACCAUAAAAAGCACUGAGAGGAAUGUGUGGGAAAACAAAGGCAGAGUUUCCCUGUACCAUGAUGCAAAAAAUAAAAAUCUCAUUGUGGCCAUUAAACAACUUGAACAUAAGGACUUUGGAGGGUACAAGUGUCAAUUUAAAUCCCAUGAUACCAAGAAACUGAUACUUGACAAAGACUGCCAGGGACAAUUUAUUCAAACUGCGUACAGAACAGCUAAAACCACCAUCACAUGUGAUUACACAGGAAACAAAUACAAGUUCUUCUGCAAACAGAACGGUUCAAUCUGUGAGGAUAUUUUAUCAACAAAAUCCUCUCUGAAGUCAAAGGGGACAUUCACUCUCACAGAAACCAACAGUGGCUUCAGUAUGUCCAUCAGUAACGUGUCCUCACAUGAUGCUGGUGUCUACUGGUGUGGAAAGGAAACACAUGAAGGAAGUUACAGAGCUGCUCUCAGAAAGAUACAGCUGGAGGUUGAAGAAAUUAAAAGCUUCACAAGGUAUCCAACUAUUGGACAGGAUCUGACAUACUGGUGUCAAUAUUCAAAUGGUGUUUAUGUAAAUAAAUUUAUCUGUAAGGGAGAAGAUCCAUCUAUAUGUCAACCUCUAGUAAGCAUCGCACAGCGCAACAAAAAGACUGGGAAGUUUUCCAUGGAGGAUGAAAAAAGUAGGGAAAAUGUCACCAUAACAGUGAGAGAAGUAACAACAGACGACACUGGGACGUACUGGUGUGGAGCAGAAAGCACUGACAAAACACACAGCAACAAAUUCUUCCAAAAACUGGUGAUGACUGUAGUAUCACCGACAUCAUCCACAACUCUUGUUUCUUCAACUCCAACUACUGUGUCUGCUGAGAGUCGCGGUGACUCUCCGGUCAUCAUUACUGUGAUCGUCUGUGUAGCUGUGCUGCUGCUGCUGCUGCUCAUUUUCAUCCUAAUCUACAAACGAUAUUCACAUUCAAAGAACACAAGAAAAGGAGCAGCAGCACAGAACAUCAGAGAGGAUUAUGUCUACGAGGAGAUACAGCAGCCGGUCCAGGCUCCAGACUCAGGAACUGAGAUGAACACGAUUUAUGCCAAUGCCAACUUUCCCACAAACCCCUCUGCCUCGCUGCAUUACUCUACCAUCAACUUCCAAAGCAGCUGUGACAGAGCAGAUGGCGAGGCAGUGAUCCUCAAACCCAGCUCUGCUGCCUGUGAAUAUUCAACUGUGAAGCGAAGUGAAACAUACUCUACUGUCAACCAGCCGUCCAGCUCUUCAGAAGAUCCUCUCUACACAACAGUCAACAAGCCACAGCAGCACUGAGCAAAGAUCAGCAGUCUCAGGAAUUUAUGACAUUUAAAUAAGCGCUCCAGUGCUGAGGAUGAAUUGAAGAGUCUACCAGCCUCGGAGGAAGAAGCUGCUCUGUAGUCUGGUGGUGCAACACUUCUGGAUGUCUUUCCAGACAGCAGCAGGGUGAACAGGCUGUGGCUGAGUGGGUACCUUUAGAAUCCUUUCAGCUCUGCGCAAGCACCUCAGCUCACCAAUAUCACUGAUGGUCAGUAGAUGGGUACCAAUAAUCCUCUGUAGAGCCCUCUGGUCCUGGGCCGUGCACAUCCCAUACCAGCUGAUGAUGUUUUCAGUCUGUUGCUCCUCUGUAAAAAAGGACAAGUUAAUUGUAUAUUGGUAUUGUUUUUUGUUUCGGAUGGGUAACAACAAAUGUUUGAAGAAUUAUGUUUUUGAGCCACAAUGAGACAUUUGUAGUUUUGAGUGAAAUAUCUCAACUCUUGGAUGGAUUGCCAUGAAGUUUGGUUCAGACAUUUACCGUAUGUCCCCCUCAAGAUGAAAUGUAAUAACUUUGGUUUUCAUCUGGUGUCAUCAUCAGAUCAAAUGUUUAUUUGUUCAAUCCUUUAUGAUGAAAUAUCUGCACAACUAAUGACCCAUGGGCUUAGUAUAGUAAAAGGAAAAUCAUUAAUGAAAUGAGACGUGUUUUGUGUCAUACUGUGUUUCAUAAAGUACAAAACAACAGUCAUUAAAAUGUUGCUGAUUAUUUUCCA